UGCAUCUACCUGCUUCAUAACUUCGUGGAUUCCUAGAACAACUUUCAACAUGCAACUUUCUACACUUCUCCUUGGCGUAUGCGCCGUCUUCUCUACCGGAGCUCUCUCCGCAGAGUACUUCAACGUAACCAACACCUACGUCACCUAUGCCGCAAGGCCGCCACAAAGCGAGUUUAUUGGAAUCAACGUCUAUGAUCCUAGCUCCAGCGCCAGCAGUGAUCUCGCUCGGUGUGAGGACGGCUGGUACACGAGCACGACUGAAUGGCCACACGAAUUCGUCGCUUGCGAUGUACCAUCAUGGAGCUGGUAUCUCUCGUCGUACACCAGCAAACACGACUUCGACGUCGAGCUCUCGCAUUCAUUUGAUGAUUCGGAACCGACUGAAGACGGCUUGACAUGGCACCGGGAGAGAUUUGGUCGCUUUUCUUUGACUGAUGACGACUUCAAUUGCUCCCCUGUCCAUUCCGGCAUGGUUGAACAAUGCCGGACAGGCCCUCGUGAUGUGCCCGUUUACAACGAGACAUACACCAAUGGGAAUGGCACUGUGUUCUGGCGUGUUCCAUAAGGGAAGACUGAGAAAAAGAUUGAGGCAUCGAUCGCACUCUCAGAUAUUUUGUUUGCAGGAUGGGAGAUAACGCUUUUUGCAUUGGACGUAGAACACAUUCUUUAGUUUGCUAUUGCUGGAGAUUCGAAGAGUAACUGAACAGCCAAAUUCAAUUUACGGUCAUGAGAGGGAAGAGAAAUACAGAGAAUCUUCCUUGCAUAUUAGCGACAUGCUGUCUGUCAGCCAACGCUGACGCUUCUGCUCCAUUACGUUGCCGUCUGUUGUUGUAUGGAAGCUUUAUUGUGUAGUGUUUCUAUUCUACAGGAUCUUCACAAAGAAAUCAAUCGUCCAAAAG
Aplosporella prunicola CBS 121167 is the source of this 899-nucleotide messenger RNA. RefSeq lists its product as uncharacterized. The record is from RefSeq and is a predicted model, not a curated record. Lineage: Eukaryota; Fungi; Ascomycota; Dothideomycetes; Botryosphaeriales; Aplosporellaceae. The transcript has 3 exons. Bases 50 to 565 code for a protein of 171 amino acids.